ACGUCCUGAGACAUUUUUUCGACUCUCCGUCGCCGCUGGUGUGGAAGCGCGCGCUGCUGUGAACCAUGUCCAAAUCCGCGAGGGACGUCCUGCUCGACGGUCUAGAAGAUCUGACCGAGGAGCAGUUUAAGAGGUUCACCGACAAGCUGAUUGACUCUCGCCAGGAGCCGCGCGUGCGGCGGGGCGCUGUGGACAAGAAGGACCGCUUAGAUGUCGCGCGCAUUAUGAUAGACACCUACACGGAAAAGCGCGCGCUGGUGGUCGCAGUGGAUCUGCUGAAGUCGAUUAAACUCAACCAGGUAGCGGAGGAUCUAGAAAAGGAUGCAGCAGCGAUUGGACUCCAGCUGACCCCUAAAGCAGAUGAAACAACCAAUGCAGAGGCUCCAUUCAGUGAAGCCAAAUUCAUUGAUGCGAAGUCUGCAGAUCUGGUCAGCAGAGCCACUGGGGUGGAAUCCAUCUUGGAUGUUCUCCUGAGCAGGAAGGUCAUCAACAACAACCAAUACAGUGACAUCAGCGCAGAGAAAACGCCCCAGAGGAUGAUGAGCGCUUUGAUUCGUGGACCAAUUUUUGCUGGUGGCAACCCAGCGAAAAGCGUCCUCUAUAAAGUUCUGAUGGAUCAGCAGUCCUACAUGAUGAAGGACCUGGGCGCUCACUAAAGAACUUAGCAGCCACACUUUUCUAAAGAAUUACUGGAGCUGGAUUAGCAUGUGUCUGACUGCAUUUCUUGGUUUUAAAACCACGUGUGAUCUAACUUGGCUUUUUGUGGUGAUUAAUUCACUGCAGAAAGGCUGGAAUGCUAAGUGGUGGAACACGGACACUUUUUAAAAUUAACAUUUUAUACCUACAUUUUUCAAAGUCCUUGUUAAAUAGAAGAGCAGUUGGGUUGUUUACAGAUUUCUAACAUAUCCAACAUCUCCUCAGGUAAAAGUAAUCCAGCUCCAGUAAGUCCUACAUCAACAUUCAUAGGAUAUUGGAACUGGUCAGUACACUCACUAAUAAAGAUCUUUCUGUGUUUCACAUUCUUAUAUAGAUUUAUUAAUCAGUCAUGUUGUUGAUGAAGCUCUGAAUCACUUAAGAUCAUUCAGAACAUUUGCAGCAAAAGAGUCAUUCACUGCUGCUCUGCAAAACCAUGCAGUAUAUUCAACACAUCUAAUAUUUCUAUUAAAAUUGUGAAGAUGUCAUAGGAUUACAGUGCCUGUCUGCUCUGUUCCUGCUUACUUAAAGCGAUUUUAUCAAAUGAAACUAUCCUCGUUGCCAGAUGUAAGAAAGAAAUAAACUGGGCUGUGAGCGCGGCGUUUAA
Molecule: messenger RNA, 1300 nt
Organism: Pygocentrus nattereri (red-bellied piranha)
Lineage: Eukaryota; Metazoa; Chordata; Actinopteri; Characiformes; Serrasalmidae
Gene: pycard
Product: PYD and CARD domain containing
Exons: 4
Coding region: 66-656 (196 amino acids)
Biological process (GO): regulation of apoptotic process
Source: RefSeq, a predicted model, not a curated record